Pongo pygmaeus (Bornean orangutan) is the source of this 2541-nucleotide messenger RNA. It is a transcript of the gene GAL3ST2, whose product is annotated as galactose-3-O-sulfotransferase 2. Gene Ontology annotation, cellular component: membrane. The record is from RefSeq and is a predicted model, not a curated record. NCBI's taxonomy places the organism in Eukaryota, Metazoa, Chordata, Mammalia, Primates, Hominidae. Gene Ontology annotation, biological process: glycoprotein biosynthetic process; glycolipid biosynthetic process. Bases 135 to 1331 code for a protein of 398 amino acids. The transcript has 4 exons. Gene Ontology annotation, molecular function: galactosylceramide sulfotransferase activity.
AGUUCACCUGCCCCACAGCCGCACCCUGCCUGUGCCUGUGCCCCGGGGAGCCCAGAGCCUGCAGGGGCCGAGGCGGUGGGACUUCGGGGGAGCUUAAGCCUCGACUGUCCCCUCGCUGGAGGCCGGAGGCCAAGAUGAUGUCCAUGCUGGGCGGCUUGCAAAGGUACUUCCGGGUCAUCCUCCUCCUCCUCCUGGCCCUGACUCUGCUCCUGCUGGCCAGAUUCCUGCACUCGGACUUAGAGCCGGACACACCACUGUUUGGGGGCCAGGCCGAGGGGCCGCCGGUCACCAACAUCAUGUUCCUGAAGACGCACAAGACGGCCAGCAGCACGGUGCUCAACAUCCUCUACCGCUUCGCCGAGACCCACAACCUGUCCGUGGCGCUGCCCGCCGGCUCACGCGUCCACCUGGGCUACCCCUGGCUCUUCCUGGCGCGCUACGUGGAAGGCGUGGGGUCGCAGCAGCGCUUCAACAUCAUGUGCAACCACCUGAGGUUCAACCUGCCUGAGGUGCAGAAAGUCAUGCCCAACGACACCUUCUAUUUCUCCAUCCUGAGGAACCCCGUGUUCCAGCUGGAGUCCUCCUUCAUCUACUACAAAACCUACGCCCCCGCCUUCCGGGGCGCUCCGAGCCUGGACGCGUUCCUGGCCUCGCCGCGGACGUUCUACAACGACAGCCGCCUCCUCAGGAACGUCUACGCCAAGAACAACAUGUGGUUCGACUUCGGCUUCGAGCCCAACGCGCAGUGCGAGGAGGGCUACGUGCGCGCGCGCAUCGCCGAGGUGGAGCGGCGCUUCCAGCUGGUGCUCAUCGCCGAGCACCUGGACGAGUCCCUGGUGCUGCUGCGGCGCCGGCUGCGCUGGGCGCUGGACGACGUGGUGGCUUUCAGGCUCAACUCCCGCAGCGCGCGCUCCGUGGCCCGCCUGUCGCCCGAGGCCCGGGAGCGCGCGCGGAGCUGGUGCGCGCUGGACUGGCGCCUGUACGAGCAUUUCAACCGCACCCUCUGGGCGCAGCUGCGCGCCGAGCUGGGGCCGCGGCGGCUGCGUGGGGAGGUGGAACGGCUGCGCGCCCGGAGGCGCGAACUCGCGACCCUGUGCCUGCAGGACGGCGGCGCGCUGAAGAACCACACGCAGAUCAGAGACCCGCGCCUGCGCCCGUACCAGCCCGGCAGGGCCGACAUCCUGGGCUACAACCUCCGGCCGGGCCUGGACAACCAGACGCUGGGCGUGUGCCAGAGGCUUGUGAUGCCUGAGCUCCAGUACAUGGCCCUCCUGUACGCCCUGCAGUUCCCGGAGAAGCCCCGCAAGAACAUCCCGUUCCUGGGGCCGUAGAGGGGCCGGGCCGGGGACGAGGCCUCCUGCGGACACCAGCCCCUCUCUCCGCCGUCACCGGGGAGGCCGGGGAUCCUCGCAGGGCUUCUGGGGCGUUGGGAAACCCAGGCCCGCCGGCCACGGCUCUAAAAUGAAGAGGGCGGAGACCCCAGUGAGGAGCAUCCCCAACAAUCCGCCCAGAUCCCUCCCAGAGAGGGCCCUGAGCCCAGGCGGCAGCCACCCGCCCCCGCUUCCGAGGCUGUGCCUCUGUUCACUGAGUAGAACUGAACAUGAGGGUGGGGAGUGGGGGAUGCUGGAUCACAGGUCAGCACCUCCCCGGCAGGACGCGCAUGCCCGUGAGCCCCGGGACUCCCCAGGGUCCUGGGCACUGCGGCUGUGGGUCCUCAGAGAAACUCAGAGUGGCUUCCCUGAAUUUCCCGGCCCUGGCGACAAGGCGCUGGUCCCAGAGACAGGUGCAGGCACAGGCAGUGCCACAAAGACCGGCCCGGGAGCGGGUCAGGGGCCAGGGCUCAGCCGCUCCCGAACAGCUCCACAUCUUUCGCUGUAGGAGGUUUGGUUUUGAUGAAGGAUGUUUUCUACAGAGAGAUGGCACAACUGCUCACAAGACCAGGGCUCUAGCCGGAGCCCAGGUCGAGCUCGGCUCCACGACCCCUACUGGUCAGCCCCUAAUGCCUCGUGAAGGAGAGGAGUCUCACUUGCCAAAGGAGGCUGGAGUGGUUGGGGGUCCACACACCCUUUGUUGCCUUGGAGACCAUGUUGGGUGCCAGAGGGCAGCUGUGGGCACCCCUCUUUGUCAUUCACAGGGAGGGACAGAGCCUCCCUGCCUGGCAAGACGUGAUCGCUGGCUGCCAGGGGCUCAGCGGGUAAAGGGGGUGCACUCGCCGGGACCAGCCGAUGCCUGGGGCACCCAGGAAACGCAGCUACUCUGCAGCACGCUCAGCCUGGAGGCUGAGACCCCAGCAGUGGGUUAGGCCUGCAGGUCUAGGUGUGUCCACGCUUUUUUAGGGGGCAGGAAACCAGCAUUUCAAAGAAGGGAGAGAACCCGAAACAGCAGCAUAGGCAGCUCCCUCGGACCCCAGUGUAAUGGGGGAGCUUCAGGAAGAGUGAAUUUUCAGUGAGAGUCGGCCGUGAAGAAUGGCAGAAGCUCCGCUGAGUCAGAGUCAGCCAGGGACCUCUGCAGGCCACCCUCCCUCCCUCUCAGCCCAGGGAC